Messenger RNA from Vicia villosa (hairy vetch), 597 nucleotides. RefSeq lists its product as uncharacterized. Bases 1 to 597 code for a protein of 198 amino acids. Lineage: Eukaryota; Viridiplantae; Streptophyta; Magnoliopsida; Fabales; Fabaceae. The record is from RefSeq and is a predicted model, not a curated record. The transcript is spliced from 2 exons.
AUGUUUCGUGCAAAGGGAAAAAAUAUAGUUGGUUUAGCAGGGAUGGAAAAACGAAAAAGUAGGUUGGAUCAUUUUCUUGUUGACGGUAACAUCAUAUCCUCGUGGGGAGUGGUGGGGCAAUUUAUUGGGAAAAGAGACGUGUCGGAUCAUUGUCCGGCGAUUAUAGUUCGAGGUAGAGGGGAUGUUGUCUUAAAGGAGAAAUUUCGAAUCAUUAAGGAUAUGCUUAGAUGGUGGAACAAUACGGUGUUUGGCAAGUAUGAUUUGGAAGUGGAGGAAGGGGUUAGAGAGUUGAAUGAGGCAGAUGAUUGUGAUGUUUUGGGUGAAGAGAUUCAAGCUAUCAAAAGAAAGGCUAGUAGUAGAUUUUGGUUGAAUCUCAAAAUCAAGGAGAAUAUGCUUAUUCAGAAAUCUAGAUUAAAGUGGCUUAAUGAUGGAGAUUCCAAUAGUAAAUACUUUCAUAGACUUAUGAAAGAAAGGAGGAGAAUGAAUCAUAUUUGUUAUAUUACCACAAGUAGUGGAAUUAUUGAUAAAGUGGAGGAGGUUAAGGAAGAAGUGAGGCGUCACUUCAAUAGAAAGUUUAAGGAGGAUAAUUAUAGUUGA